This is a messenger RNA of Pungitius pungitius (ninespine stickleback), 970 nucleotides long. RefSeq names its product osteoclast stimulating factor 1 (gene ostf1). The record is from RefSeq and is a predicted model, not a curated record. Gene Ontology annotation, biological process: signal transduction. Gene Ontology annotation, molecular function: protein binding. The coding region runs from base 243 to 887 and encodes 214 amino acids. Lineage: Eukaryota; Metazoa; Chordata; Actinopteri; Perciformes; Gasterosteidae. The transcript has 10 exons.
AUCAAUAAAUCUGUCUAUCCAUCCAUCUGUGUAUCUCUAUCUGUUAAUCAGCGCAUUAUAGGCAUAUUGACGUGUUUCACAAGUUCAGCUGUGCGCAUGCGCAUCCGAACCUUUCCGCCUAGCCCUCGGUGCUACAUGCACUUCCUCAUUGGCGGAGAGAGCAAAGUGUUCUCACCCCGGCGACGUUUGUGUCAGAAAAAGCUACACCACGGGUUUUGUUUUCAUCUUUUUGAGCCUCGCAAAUGUCGAAGCCACCCCCGAAGCCGGCCAAGCCAGGCCAAGUCAAGGUGUUCCGAGCGCAAUUCACCUUUGACCCCAGAACGCCAGAUGAGCUGUUCUUUGAAGAAGGAGACAUUUUGUACAUCUCUGACACAACUGACAGUAAUUGGUGGAAGGGGACAUGCCGAGGAAGGACAGGACUCAUUCCAAGUAACUAUGUGGCUGAGCAGGCGGAGUCUAUCGACAACCCAAUGCACGAAGCAGCCAAACGAGGCAAUCUGAGCUGGCUGAGGGAAUGUGUGGAGAACAAGGUUGGAAUCAAUGGGCUCGAUAAAGCGGGGAACACGCCCCUGUACUGGGCCUGCCACGGAGGACACAAAGAAGUGGUGGAGGUGUUGCUAAGCCAAACCAACGUGGAGCUCAACCAGCAGAAUAAACUUGGGGACACCGCUCUGCACGCUGCUGCUUGGAAGGGUUACUCUGACAUUGUGGAAAUGUUGCUGACCAAGAAUCCGAAUACCGACAUCAGGAACAACGAGAAUAAGCUGGCCCUGGAGAUGUCCACCAACCCAAUGUGUGCUUCACUUCUCAAAAAGAAGCAGGGGAGCAGCGUCACGCGCUUACACAGUAACGCUGAAGAGUAUUUGGACGAUGAGGACUCGGACUGAGCCGGGCCGGGUCGAACCGUCUUCACUGUGUUCCAUCUGGUUUUGGGGAGGGAGGGAGGAGGGAGGGAGGGAGGGAUCGUGGA